CUUAAACACAGUCUGAGUGUGUGUACAUGAAUGAAUGUGGAAUUUAUUCUCCCGGUCCCUCCUCCCUCGCUCACAUCAAGCGCUCGAGCUCCCGGAUAAAGCCUGAAAGCAGGAGCGCGCCGCGUGAAAACAUUUCUCACCAAGUUCCCAGCUCCUCCUCCUCCUCCUCUUCCUCCUCCUGCCCCACCACCUUCAUCCCGCGAUGAGCAGUUGCUGCGGCUUCCUGCUGCUUAAUUACUAAUUUCUCGACUCCUGCGUCCUCGAGCCCGGAGAUGAGUCCACCACGAUCCAGGCGCGCAUGACCCGUUUGCAAUUUUCCAGGGAUCUAUUCGUACUGUUUUUGGGGGGGCAUGGGAGAUCAGCGCGAGCACACAAUGGUGCAGAAGUCGACGUCGUUCAGCAUCAAGAGCCUCCUGCUGCCGUCCAAGCUGAAGGAGGAGGAGGUGGGCGCCGCGCUCCCGGAGAGACCCGCAGGGAUGGAGGGGGAGCCUCCGGAGCGCGAGCGACCCCAGGACGAAGAGGAGGAAGAGCACGACCACGAGCACGCAGGAGCGGACUCUGAGCAGCAGGAGCAUCAUCAUAAUCAUCAUAAUCAACAACAACAGCAGCAACAUCAGCAGAGUAAAGGGGGCAAGCACGACAAGCCCCCGUUCAGCUACAACGCGCUUAUCAUGAUGGCCAUCCGGCAGAGCCCUGAGAAGCGGCUGACUCUCAACGGCAUCUACGAGUUCAUCAUGAAGAACUUCCCCUACUACCGGGAGCACAAGCAGGGCUGGCAGAACUCCAUCCGCCACAACCUGAGCUUGAACAAGUGCUUCGUAAAGGUUCCGCGCCACUACGAUGACCCGGGCAAAGGCAAUUACUGGAUGCUGGACCCGUCCAGCGACGACGUCUUCAUUGGCGGCACAACCGGCAAACUGCGACGGCGCUCGGCCACGUCGCGCGGUAAGCUGGUGAUGAAAAGGGGGCUCCGCUUCGCGCCCCUGGGACUCGGACUGGGCGAGCGCUCGAGCAAUCCCCUCUAUUGGCAGCUGUCGCCCUUCCUGCCGCUCCACCCGCACCACCAUCACCACCCGCACUACAACGGCUCGGCGCACGGCUUCCUUAACCAGGGACACUCCGCAGCAUACGGCUCGCUGCUGCCCAGCGCCGAGGGAAUCUCCAACGGGGACGCGCGUCCCAUGCUGGGCGGCUACAGCGUCAGCUCGUCCCCGGCUGCUGGACUACUCGCGGGGCACGAUGGCUAUUUCGUGGCCGGGGCGCAGCAGCACCAGAGCCUCCAGAGCGCCCCGGGAUACGGCAUCUCCAGUAGCUCUCCGGAGUCUCUAAGAACUAGCUUACCGUCCUUUUCAUCCACGCUUUCCAGUGGCUUUUCCGGAGUGCUUGCGCACCACAAGCGGGUGGCGCCCAGCUCCUUCCUUAGCUGAACGAUUGAGGAACCUUUAGGAACUAAGAGGAGGAACCUGAAUAAACUGUCCCAGGACCUUUCACGUGCCCCCCAAAACACGCAGAUUCUCCGCCUGAAGCGCUCCGCAAGGAUCUACUACUGUUGGUCCAUCCGUUUCAAAUUUAUUUUCUUUUUUUUAUACCUAUUUAAAUAUAGAAAUAAUUUUGUAAUGGUAGUAUGAUGUCACGCCAAAGGCAAUACGUAUAUAUGUGUUUUGUAUGAUUAUUAUCAUUGUUAUUAUUUAAAAAAGGUUAAACAUUUCGUUGUGAAUGACAAUCCACAUUUUUGUAUUUAUUGAACAUGUUUUGAACGUGUUUCUCUCUCUAUUAGUAACUUAGCUCUUAUUCUCCUCCUCUGUGAUAAUUGAACGUCCCGUACUGUGAAUACGCCUUAACACGUUCAUUCAGGGUUACCAAAAGGAGAAGUUCUUAAAAAAAAAACAUACUCAGGUCUCUAUGCGUCCUGACAAUGAAUUUAGCAGUGUGCGGACAAGUUAUCACGUGAUAUGCAAUGUUUACCCACUGAUUUACCUCUUAUUUGGCGUUUGUUUGCUAUUUAUUUAUUUUCAUUGUUGGAGUCAUCAGUGUGGGCCUUUGUGCUAUAGCUUUGGGAGGGUGCAUGUGCUGAUAUGACUGUUAAACUUGGUGACGGUAGGGUGUCAGUAUUACUCAGCAGUGUUUUCACAGCUCAGCCACCAAGAAGAGGCCACACCAGUGGCCUGAUUUUAGCACAGUAGCAAUAUCCUGGAUGACCACUUAUUUUUUCUUUUUCUUUGAAUAACACCUUCAUUGACCUUUCCUGUCA
This is a messenger RNA of Astyanax mexicanus (Mexican tetra), 2251 nucleotides long. RefSeq names its product forkhead box G1b (gene foxg1b). Gene Ontology annotation, molecular function: DNA-binding transcription factor activity; sequence-specific double-stranded DNA binding. Gene Ontology annotation, biological process: regulation of transcription by RNA polymerase II. The transcript has a single exon. Lineage: Eukaryota; Metazoa; Chordata; Actinopteri; Characiformes; Acestrorhamphidae. The record is from RefSeq and is a predicted model, not a curated record. The coding region runs from base 351 to 1427 and encodes 358 amino acids. Gene Ontology annotation, cellular component: nucleus.